Messenger RNA from Eucalyptus grandis, 2376 nucleotides. RefSeq names its product putative disease resistance protein RGA1. The transcript has a single exon. Gene Ontology annotation, biological process: defense response to other organism. Gene Ontology annotation, molecular function: ADP binding. NCBI's taxonomy places the organism in Eukaryota, Viridiplantae, Streptophyta, Magnoliopsida, Myrtales, Myrtaceae. The record is from RefSeq and is a predicted model, not a curated record. Bases 1 to 2376 code for a protein of 791 amino acids.
AUGCAAUUACGAGAAUCGCCGAGCAAAGAUGAGAAGUUGAAGCAGGUAAUUCCCUCCUCCUCUUCGCCUUCGAGAAAACCUGAUAUAGGGCUGGAGAUGAGCGCCCGUGCGAAGGAAAUCAGGCAGAGAUUAGAAGGCAUCGCUGCUUAUGGGAGGUAUCUGCGCUUGCGCGAGUGCGCGGAGGAUGUGCGUGUAGAGAGAAGAGAGCGGUUGGACUCCUUUGCGUACGAUGAGGAGAUUAUAGGGAGAGAGAAUGCUAAAAGCGCAAUUAUGAAGUUGUUGUUACACUCCGACACCGAUGAACUAAUUUCUUUCCUUUCAAUAUGGAGUGACAGUGGGAUUGGAAAGACGGCUCUUGCUCGAUGUCUCUACGAAGAUGAAAUGGUCAAGAAGCAUUUUGAUCUAAGGAUUUGGGUUAACGACUUCUGUAAUCUCGAAGGGGAAUUGCGAAAGAUCAGAGGAAGAGAGACAACAGAGAGAGAAGAUGACGUGUUGCAAUUGCAAAGAUAUCUCCUAGUUAUUGACGAUCUAGGGCAUGAGGAUGCUCGACGAUGGAGGAGCUUGAAAAGUUUAUGGAUUGGAGGUGCCCGAGGAAGCAAGAUUCUGAUAACUACAUGCCAUCAGUACCUUGCAGAAGCUACGAGUACAUCCCUAUCUUAUAGUCUUGAGGCCCUUCGAACAGAGUCGUCUGUUGAUUUAUUGAUGAAAAUGGCUUGCCAGGAAGAAAAGGAGAUUAGAAAUCCAAUUAAGGUAGAUGUCGGGAGGUGGAUAGUCAAAAUGUGUGAUGGAAUCCCUUUGGCAAUACGAAUGAUUGGAAGUCUAUUAUUCUCCAAGAAAACUGAAGAGGAGUGGUUACAUUUAGAGCGAGAGAUAUCAGGAUUUUCUCUAAAUUCGAUUAGUUUGUCUUUAAUAAUUGAGCUUAGUUAUGAUCAUCUCCCAUCCCAGCUAAAACAGUGCUUUGCCUUCUGUUCAUUGUUUCCCAGAGACUGGGUGAUUAAUAAACAAAAGUUGACGAGUCUCUGGAUGGCAGCAGGAUUUAUCCAGCCCAUAGACAACGUAGGUCAGGAUAUAGAAGAUAUUGCUCAUGACUAUUUCAUGGAUCUACUCAGGAGGAAUUUCUUUCAAGACUGCACUAAAGAUGAACUCGGAAAUGUGAUGUCUUGUAAGAUGCAUCUUUUAGUACAUGACCUAGCACGCCAUGUUGCUGGAACUGAGUAUAAAAAAAUUCAUCAUUCACUGCGAGACAUUGACAGAAGAACUCGUCAUGCAUCAUGGAAUUCAACUUUAAAUUUAUCAGAGGUAGAUCCAUAUAUACACAGAGCAUAUUGUCUGAGGACAUUCAUCAAAACUAGUCAAAGAAAAGGCUUGGGCUGUGAAACUCAAAUGGGUGAAAAAACUCUUCACGAAUUAAUUUCUAGUUUCAAGUUCUUAUGUGCCUUGGAUUUGCAUGACAGUGGUAUUGAGAAGUUGUCAAGUUCUAUUUGUGAGUUGAAGCACCUGACAUUUCUAGAUCUCUCUGAAAAUGAAGGAAUCAUAAGGCUUCCUGAUUCUGUGACAAGAUUGGAAACCUUGCAAGUACUUAAACUCAAUAUGUGUUACAACCUAAAAGAAUUGCCAAGGGACAUAAGAAAAUUGGUCAACCUCAGGCAACUGGAGAUUAGCAACUGUAAUGCCCUAUCUUAUAUGCCACAAGGGAUGGGCGAGUUGACUCUUUUGCGCACGCUAACCGAUUUCAUUUUGCCCGGGGAUGAUUCUUGCCCAAAGAAUUACAGUGGGCUAGGGGAGUUGAACAGGUUAAACAAUUUGAGAGGAAGCCUCAGAAUUGAAGUUAAGGGUGAAAUAAAAUAUGCAGUAGCAGAAUCAAAUGCUGCCAACUUGAAGGAGAAGAAUUCCUUAGUUUCACUAGUAUUAGUGUUUGCUGGAAAAGAAAGUGAUGAAGUUUUACUUACGGAGCUGCAGCCAAGCUUAAAUCUUCGAAGCUUAGAAAUAAGAUGCUAUGGGGGCAAAAGGUUUCCAAGCUGGAUGUCUUGCAUGCCCAAAUUAGUUCAGCUACGUUUGUUUGAUUGUGCAAGAUGCAAUAGUCUUCCAUCACUUGGUGAGCUGGCUAGCCUAAAGCAUUUGGAAAUUGGUGAGCUACCAAUAGCGGAGUACACAGAAAGUGAUAAUCAUACCCUCUCAUCACUUCCUAAUCUGUCUACAUUAAGGAUAUGCAAGAGUCCUAAUUUGGAGCGGAAUCCACCACUUGUGCAUCUCAAGGAGUUGAAACCUCCUAGUUUCCCUUUGGAGCCGUUGCAGAUUUUAGUUGCCACUACUGAACUUGUAAUAGGUAUUGAUGAUCAAACAGUUGCUUUGUCUGAAUUUGAAGUCCUGCAAUGA